AUGGAGAGGGAAGUUCCAGGAGAGGCCAAGAAUGUGGUCACCUCAGCGAACAGCGACGAUGCUAGAGGGACCUGCAGCGGAGAAUCUGUUGCCCAGUUUCCCUCAGCACUGAGCGACCCGUCACCAUUGGACUCUCAGGCCAGCCGCAUGGAGCUCUGGUCCCCUGCAGACGCCACCGUUUCUGUCGCUGUGGAGAAUCCUGGGGCACAGUCUCUAAGUCUCGUGCAAGUGACCAGUGCUUCUGACCUUGGAGGUGGCCUGACUGCUCCCAUGGACCUUACAUGUAUGGUGGAUACAAGGGACCUAGAUGCUCCAUUCUGGUCUUCAGACAGUAAGGUCAUCCCGACAAGAGCCGUCGGUCCGGACGGGGGACGUGGCAUCCAGAACAAGAACCCAGAGGGAAACUGGGACAAGGAGCCUGCUCCACCUCCUGUGGCCCAGCCGGGCCCUGCCCUCCGAAGUCUGGCAACACCACCAGGCUGCACUUCCAACAGCAGAGCAAGCACUGCAGACCUUGCUAGCUUCAGUCUCCAGUCUGGAUCUAGCUAUGAUCGAAGCAGUCAAGGCUUGGGAACAAGCACUCCUAGUGGCAGAGUGCCAAGCCUUGGACGUCCCACACCGAGUCAGCCAGCACUGCGCAGGGGCCCUGCUGAUCCUCCCUGGUCAACUCGCCGGCGCCCUGCUUUAGCAGCACGUACCAGCUUAGGGAGGAUUGUCAUGCAGCGUUCUUCAAGCUCUCCUGAUCGUGCUGUGCUGUGCCUUGUCCCCUUUUCUGAAAGUCCCAUCUGCAAGAACGCCUCAUCGUCUUCUGGAGCAUAUUCCUUUCUUUUCUCCAAGGAAUCUGAUGGGAGCCUCUCCUCAUCCCCUCUCAGAUCUCUUGGUCCCAGUCCCUCCUCUUCCACUGAUGGGCUUUCUGACCAGAAUUCCUCUUCCUUCUCUCCUGGGCACCUUGGUGGGAGAGUUUUGUGCAGCCCUCCAUCCAGAGUUAGGCGUUCCUUACUGCCUGAGUUUAAUGAAAAUCCUCCUGCCUCUGCAGAAGAGCAGGCUGAACUCAGGAGCAGUUCUGCACCACACUGUCAGGCAUGUGAACCCCCAGGUUCCCCAGAAGAAUCCAUACUCACCCCCUGCACUGAUGAGCUGCCUGUUCAGUGA
This is a messenger RNA of Elephantulus edwardii (Cape elephant shrew), 1152 nucleotides long. RefSeq lists its product as uncharacterized. The record is from RefSeq and is a predicted model, not a curated record. NCBI's taxonomy places the organism in Eukaryota, Metazoa, Chordata, Mammalia, Macroscelidea, Macroscelididae. The coding region runs from base 1 to 1152 and encodes 383 amino acids. The transcript has a single exon.